Messenger RNA from Choloepus didactylus (southern two-toed sloth), 990 nucleotides. Its product is annotated as olfactory receptor 10S1. The record is from RefSeq and is a predicted model, not a curated record. Bases 22 to 990 code for a protein of 322 amino acids. Lineage: Eukaryota; Metazoa; Chordata; Mammalia; Pilosa; Megalonychidae. Gene Ontology annotation, biological process: G protein-coupled receptor signaling pathway. The transcript has a single exon. Gene Ontology annotation, cellular component: membrane. Gene Ontology annotation, molecular function: olfactory receptor activity; G protein-coupled receptor activity.
AACCACUCUCUGUGUGAGAAGAUGGCCAUGGAGACAGAGAACUCCAACCAGACUGUGGUGAGCCACUUCUUCCUGGAGGGUCUGAUGUACACAGCUGAGCAUCCGAGCAUCUUUUUCCUACUUUUCCUCCUCAUCUAUAGCAUCACCGUGACGGGGAGUCUCCUCAUUCUCAUAACUGUGGGCUGUGACCCUCACCUCUGCUCCCCCAUGUACCACUUCCUGGGACACCUGUCCUUCCUGGAUGCAUGUCUGUCCACAGUGCCAGUGCCCAAAGUCAUGGCAGGUCUCUUGACUCCAGACGGGAAGGUGAUCUCCUUUGAGGGCUGUGCCAUCCAGCUUUACUGCUUCCACUUCCUGGCCAGUGCUGAGUGCUUCCUGUACACAGUCAUGGCCUAUGACCGCUACCUGGCUAUCUGUCAACCCCCGCACUACCCUGUGGCCAUGACCACGAGGAUGUGUGCAGGGCUGGCUGGGAUUACUUGGGCCAUGGGUGCUGGACACUCUGCAAUCCAUACCUCCCUCACCUUCCACCUGCUCUACUGUGGGCCUCGCCAUGUUGCCUACUUCUUCUGUGACAUCCCCCCUGUGCUGAAGCUGGCCUGUGCGGACACCGCCAUCAAUGAGCUCGUCAUGCUUGCCAACAUUGGCAUUGUGGCCACAGGCUGCCUGAUCCUCAUCAUCACAUCCUACGUCUUCAUCGUGGCAACUGUGUUGCAGAUCCACACGGCCGAGGGCCGGCAGCGUGCUUUCUCAACUUGCACUGCCCACCUCACGGUGGUUCUUCUAUACUACAUGCCACCUGUCUGCAUCUACCUGCAACCUCGCUCCAGUGGGGCAGGAGCUGGGGCCCCUGCUGUCUUCUACACAGUGGUCACGCCAAUGCUCAACCCUUUCAUUUACACUCUGCGGAACAAGGAGGUGAAGCAGGCUCUGCAGAGGCUUCUGUGCCAAGGCCCCCGAGAGUCUACAGCAGGCAGCCUGCCCCCCUGA